AUGAAAUCGAGAGGCGCGAUGGAGCUGUCGACGUCGUGGGGGGAGUACGAGGUGAAGGAGAGGAUCGGCGGGAGGAAGAUGUCGGUCGUAUGGCGCGCGGUGCACGCCCCGAGCGGGAGAGAGGUGGCGCUGAAGCAGGUGCGGCUGGGGGAGCUCACCACGGGGAUGAGGGCGUCCCUCGACUGCGAGGUCAGCUUCCUCCGCUCCGUCCGCCACCCCAACAUCGUCUGCCUCCUCGAUGUCGUCCGGGUUUGUUUCCCUUUCUCUCCCUCCUUUCCCUUGCUCUGAUAUUCCACAGCUGAUAUUAGGACUCGGGACCGCAAUCGAGCUAGGGUUUGGUCUCCUGGAAGAUUUUGGUUGCUCAUUCUUUAGAUCUCUAUCUGUCGAACUUGCUGAUGGAGAACAGAAAGUGUCGAAGAAUUCAGAUUACAUCGCAGUCAUUUGUUCAAUUGACACCAUUUCUUCUUCUUCCUCCAACUCCUUCCUCUUCUUCUUUUCCUUUUUUCCUGUCGAAAUUCUACUACCCCAUCGUGCGCAGUCAGUCAGUGGUUUUGAUCUCAGGCUGAUGGAUGCAUGUUCCUCGCCACGGAGUUCUGCGCCGGAGGGAACUUGGCCGAUUACAUUCGUCAGCAUGGUGCCAUAUGCGAACAGGUCUCCAGGAAAUUCAUGAGGCAACUAGGUGGGGUUUCUACUCAGCUCGGAUCGUAAGAGAAAACGCCUGGCCGUGUUUCUUCGAUUUGAAUGAGUUCAUAUAGCAAGCCUGUUUGAUGUUCUACCAGGAGCCGGCUUGGAGGUUCUCCAUGCCCACCACAUUAUCCAUGGGGACUUGAAGCCGGAGGUGGGUACCUGGUUUUCUCUAUCACUUCCUUCCCGACCUCAUCGGCUGGUACCACCAUCACCGCUGAGGAGCUGAUCUUGAACAGAACCUCCUCCUCUCCUCUGAUGGCGGCGACCCAGUGCUGAAGAUCGCUGAUUUCGGUUUAUCAAGGUAGACAAGCCUUCCUCCCCCGUUUAUACACCUUUUUUCUUCUUCGAUAAAGUCAAAUAAAAGGCAGUGGGUGCUGGGCAGAGUCAUACUCCCGGGUCAAUCUGCGGACAAAGUCUGCGGCUCGCCCCCAUACAUGGCUCCAGAAAUGAUGAGAUUCCAGAGAUACGACGAGAAGGUCAACUCCUCUGAUUCUUCUCCACUUCCGACCAAUCGUGAGAUGAUUCGUUGUUUGCUUCUUCUUCUUCCGCUCGCAGAUCGAUAUGUGGAGCGUCGGUGCCAUCCUUUUCGAGCUUCUCAAUGGCUACCCGCCAUUUCGUGGUAGAAGCAACGUCCAGGUAUCUUCCUCCUCCGCUGGCUCCUGCAAUCUGCCAAGGUCUUCUACUUCUACGGUGAAUCUGAUCUCUGUAGAUCGGUUGAUGGCCAGUUGUUGGAGAACAUAAAGACGAGCGCCGGUCUCCCCUUCUCUCGUCUGGUUCUUCCGGGGCUGCAUCCCGACUGUGUUGACCUGUGUAGAAGACUUCUCUGCGAGAACCCAGGUGCGCCAGAUCAGGGUUCUCCCUGUUGACUCUGCAAAUCUUGUGGGUACCGUUGACUCUGCUUCCUCCGCAGUUGACCGCAUCUCCUUCCGCGACUUUUACAACCAUGGGUUCCUGUGGAAAUGCGAAAGAGAUGCCCCGGAAGGAGAAGGGUGA
Messenger RNA from Spirodela intermedia, 1680 nucleotides. NCBI's taxonomy places the organism in Eukaryota, Viridiplantae, Streptophyta, Magnoliopsida, Alismatales, Araceae. The record is from the annotation of a GenBank genome assembly.